CACUGUGGUUGACAGUAAACAGAGGGAGCGGACAGCGUCCGGACGUCCGAGAGGCUCCAGCCGGUGAUUUUCAGCAUCUAGACAACCCAGUGUGUUAGGACGCGCCCCUCUCAUCAUCAUUGGGCAGCCCAUGCACACGCACGACACCAUGGGUAGCUCCCCAGAGGUGCUGUCCUGGACUUCCUGCCCCAGUUUGUUGGUGGGCAAGCUGAAGGAGGAGCUCAAGCUCACUGUGGUCGGGGACGCCAUGAAGAAAUCCAACCUGCCCAACUCCCAACCCCAGCCUCCUCAGGCCCCUCCCUCUAACCUACCUCCUCAGAUCAUCACGGACCUUGCGCCGCCAACACACCUGCCCGUCCCCAUGCAGAUGCUGCAGACGCCCGGCCAGGACGAGGACUCUAUGCUGGGGGGGGCAAGCCCCCCAAACACUGCGCUGAGUGUGGACUCCAUGCGGAGCGACGGCGGGCAUUUCGACAAUAGCGUGCUUCAGAUACAGGAGCAGGAACAGGAAGAAGCUGUGUCACCGGCAUCCUGUGAGCAUGGGUGUGGCAGUGGGAUGGAGGAACAGAUGGUAGAAGGGGAAUGUCCCAUGCACCAGAGUGGAGAGGGGAGACAUAGCCACCAACAUCACCCUGAUGACAUCAAGUUGCAUUUCCAGAGAGCCGGGCCUGGGUCAGGGGGCUUCUUAGAAGGGCUGUUUGGCUGUCUGCGGCCGGUCUGGAACAUUAUAGGGAAGACGUACUCAACCGAAUACAAGCUUCAACAGCAAGAAAUGUGGGAGGUUCCGUUUGAGGAGAUUUCGGAGCUGCAGUGGCUCGGCAGCGGCGCACAGGGAGCUGUCUUCCUGGGCAAAUUACGCUCUGAGGAGGUGGCCAUCAAGAAGGUGCGCGAGCAGAAGGAGACCGACAUUAAACACCUGCGGAAGCUCAAGCAUCCCAACAUCAUAAGCUUUAAGGGCGUCUGCACUCAGGCACCGUGCUACUGCAUCAUCAUGGAGUACUGCGCCCAGGGCCAGCUGUAUGAGGUGCUGAGGGCAGGAAGGAAGGUGACCCCCAGGAUGCUGGUGGACUGGGCCUCAGGCAUCGCCAGCGGCAUGAACUACCUACACCUGCACAAGAUCAUCCACAGAGAUCUCAAGUCUCCCAAUGUUUUGGUCACCAGCGAUGACACUGUGAAAAUAUCUGACUUCGGAACGUCCAAAGAGCUCAGUGACAAAAGUACAAAGAUGUCAUUUGCGGGUACGGUGGCCUGGAUGGCCCCAGAGGUGAUCAGAAAUGAGCCUGUGUCUGAGAAGGUCGACAUUUGGUCAUUUGGAGUUGUAUUGUGGGAGCUGCUGACUGGUGAGGUUCCCUACAAAGAUGUCGACUCCUCUGCCAUCAUUUGGGGAGUUGGCAGCAACAGUCUUCACCUUCCAGUCCCCUCCACCUGCCCCGAUGGCUUCAAAAUCCUCAUGAAACAAACAUGGCAAGGUAAGCCCAGGAAUCGGCCUUCGUUUCGUCAGAUUCUCUUGCACCUCGACAUCGCCUCCGCUGACAUCCUCGGAACUCCUCAGGAGACCUACUUCAAGUCUCAGUCUGAAUGGAGGGAGGAAGUGAAGAAACAUUUUGAGAAGAUCAAAAGUGAAGGAACCUGCAUCCACAGGCUGGACGAGGAGCUGAUCCGGCGCCGCAGAGAGGAACUCAGACACGCACUGGACAUCCGGGAGCAUUAUGAGAGGAAACUGGAGAGAGCCAACAACCUCUACAUGGAGCUCAGUGCCAUCAUGCUGCAGCUGGAAGUCCGGGAGAAGGAACUAAUGAAGAGAGAGCAGGCAGUGGAGAAGAAAUAUCCCGGGACCUACAAGAGGCAUCUGGUCCGACCCAUCGUCAGGUCCAACGCUGUGGAGAAGCUCAUCAAGAAGAAAGGAAGCAUUUCCCACAAACCCGGGGCUCCCCCCACCAAAAGGCCAGACUUGCUUCGUUCUGAUGGCAUCCCCAGUGUUGACCCUCUCCCCUCCCCCUCGCCGCUGUCUGCCAGCCCAAAGGUCUCCACACCCCCCGGUAAAGCCCGUUACCGGAGCAAGCCUCGUCACCGCCGCGCCAACAGCAAAGGAAGCCACAGCGAGUUCCCCGGCAUGCUGAGGCCUGUCGCCGGAGCCCUGGAAGACACCCGCUCUCUCCAGGCGCAGCCGUUCCAUCAUCUCCACCACCACCACCUCCUACCAAAUAAGGGGCCCUUACUUCCCUUGAAGGGCCGCGAGCAGGCUGUUGUCAACUGUGCCAACAACCUGCGCUACUUUGGCCCCGCCGCUCCCCUCCGCAGCCCUCAGACGGACCACCUGCAGCGUCUUGUGUCUGGAUCCGGCCCCGACCUCAUUUCCACUACUGUGGAUGCAGACACGCGACAACGGACUUCAUCCACUGGCUCCGAUCCUGUCUCGGGUGCUGCCGCCAGUUCUUUGUGCCCCUGCUGCCAGGCACACCCCUUCCCUGGCUGCCUGCACUGUCAGGAGACCCCGCCUGCGUCCAGCAACCCAGAGCUACCCAACUACUCGCUGCUCGUCAACCAAGAAAAGACCCAGUCUUCAUUAGGGGCUCCCAGCAAGGAUCCAGCCUCGGACGGGGGGGCCUCAAAGAAGACCGAGCUACAGGAACAGGAGGCGUCCCAACACACACACACCCUGCCCAGUGCACUGCCACACAACCUCAGACCGCUCAGGAAGGGUGAUGAGUCAUCUGAAGAGGAGGAGGGAGAGGUGGAUAGUGAAGUGGAGUUUCCAAGGAGACCAAGGCCUCAUCGCUGUAUGAGCAGCUUCCAGUCCUACUCCACCUUCAGCUCAGAGAACCUGUCCGUGUCCGACGGAGACGAGGGAAACACCAGCGACCGCUCCCACAGCGGGCCCCUGGAGAGGAUGAGCGCCAGUCAGGAGGAGCACCUGGACGAGCUGCUGUCUCACACACCGGACAUCCCCAUCGACAUCUCCACCCAGUCGGACGGCCUCUCUGACAAGGAAUGCGCUGUCCGCAGGGUCAAGACACAGAUCAGCUUGGGAAAACUGUGCUCAGAUGAACACAGCUACGAGAAUCCCCUGCAGUUUGGAGACUCAGACUGCGAUACGUCAGAAGCAGAGUGCUCCGACGCCACCAUCAGGAACAACAAAGCCGGGGCUCCUUCCUCGUGGUGAACACAUGCCCCCCCAGGGGGCUCCGUUCUGUUUUUUGCCUGGAGGCCGCAGCGUCCCACUCUGCACCGAAGAAAAUAGCAAUAAAAGGACGACCUUGUAAACAUAGCUCCCUAUAGCAAAGCCCCAUGCAACCUCUCCCAGAGGCUCCCCCAAGCCCUUCCCUUCAUGAGCCCCACUCCCCCUCCUCAUCUCUAGCACAGCAUCCAGGCAAACCCAUGGCAGGGAUUCCCUUUUGAAUGAUACUGUACAGUAGAUAGUGUAACUUUCAUAAUUUAUUUUUGUCUUAGUUUUGAAGGAAAAUUCAGGAUCUCUCUACGUUCUCUGAUCCCAACAGAGAAAUGAAACUGACAUUUUGAGUGUGUGUGAGGGAGAGACUGGAUGAGGAUGCAGGUGACGAGGAUGAGAAGGAUUAUGUUUUGAUCUUUCCAAGGCUGAGAGCUGGGGGACGUUACAUCACCGCGAUAGUCGGUCUCUGCACGUCUUUACACGUCUUCUGAUGUGGCCGCAGUCAGCAUCUUACUUCUUUAGACCCAAAACAACCAACCAACCAGGCCCUCUCUCAUAUGACUGUCCAACUUACCUGCUUCAUCAUGACUUUACAGUAAAGAGUCCCAGUGCCCUGCCUCAUUCCCACUUCCAUCCUGUACCCAACCAGGGCACAGGGGGCUCAUGAUAAAAAGCGUGAACACCAGCAUGAAACAACCUGCCUCGCAAAGGGGACUUACUCCUCCUCCUCCUCCUCCUCCUCCUCCUCCUCCUCCUCCUCCUCCUCCUCUCUAAAACCAACAUCUGUGCAGACCCCACCACCCGCUCAACAGUCCAAGCAUGUCCGUGCAGCUCGCUAUAGGCAAAACGCUGCCAGAAGACUGCAUGACGUGGACGAGCUAGCAGACCAACGGGGGGAUGAAGACUCACGUGACUGCAGAUCAAAAAAUUAAAGAAGAGACUCUCCCUCUCUGCCCCUGCUCAUCCCUCUCUCUAAGACACGCCAUCGUCAUCAUCAUCAAUCAGAUGUCAUGACCAGAGAUAUCGAGGGGCGUUAUCAGCGUGCAUGUGUGAGUGGUCUUACAGAUAGCCUCCAUGUUCAACUCUAUAUUGCUGGACAUUAAUGUUAUAAUAGAAAUGUAGUGUUUUAGUCGCAAUCCAGAUGCGGUAUCCCCAUUUCUUGAAAAUCACGAGGUGUAGCCCCUCCCAUGUACCAUUUUCUGUCAGGAUUGCUCACAGCAUCGUAUGCGUAGUGUCUGAAAGAGGCAAACAAAUAACGAUGUGCUGUGCAGACUAAAACAGCAAUAACAUGAGUUGGUGCUCAGGUGAGAAAAAGACGCUGCUUGCUCAGGAUUUGGGGGCGUCUAGCUGGCUAGACACAACACAGUGGCUGUUGGCUAGAGGAGAGCAGCGUGUGUCAAACUGUUUAUUAUAGAAGGUAUAUUUUUAGAUUGCCCCAUUUUUUUGUGAACUCACCUCUCCAGCGCUCAAUGCUCAGGGUUCAAUGUUGGAAGUAAAGAGCAGGAGCGAUUCCAUUAGCAGCCACUAGAUGGCGACAUCUGCAACGACCUAGUUUGCGUUGUGUUAUGGCUUUUCGUUCCUUUUUUCUACCAAAGGUAAUUUCCCCAUCUAAAUCCCAUUAAUAUUAUGUUUUUCGUGCGGUUGCUAUUGAAUGGGGAUACUGCAUCUGUGAGAGCUUUAUUUUUUAGCCCCAUCUGAGUGUUUUUCAUUCACCCUAAUGUUUUUGCUCGUAGAAAAAUAGCCAGCCAGGGUUGAAUUUUAACGAAAACGAUGUCAAGAAUGCUCAAGUGUAUGCAGACAGCUGAGAUUCUACAUAAGGAAUACAAGCCAGAGACAAGGCCAGAGAGCAAUGAAAGCUCUUGGUUUUCAACGACCUCAUCUCAGUAUUAUUGUAUAUAAACACCUGUAUGUAAAUGUAAUGUGACCUGUUUUCUGUCCUCUGUCUCUCUUCAACGUAUAUAUCGCACAGCUCGGACCGAGCCUGUCGCCGACGACCAGCAGACUGGUUGAAUAUGAGCAGGAAGUUCUUUAAUCUGUAUCACAUCAGUAUUGAGCAUUUCGAGGGGGGGUGGGGGGGUGGGUUACAAACCGAGUAGCACAAGAUGAAUCUAAACCUGUACAGAUGGAUAAAUUAGCUUUUUAUGCGUGAGAGCUUCGUAAAGGCUCAGCCCUGGUACGGAGAACAGCUGCUGCCGUUCCUCAAGCCUCCUUUAACCUUCUUCAUCCUGUUUACGUUUGUGUGAAAUAACCUAGUGUGAAGUAAUGACUGGGUAAAUCUGAUCAAGCUGUUAUUAACGUUGUCUUUCUGGCAUAUAUCCUGUGAAGUAUGAUUGUUGUAAAGAUAAUUUAAUUUUGAUUCUUUUUUUUUUGUAGCUGGCCUACGUGAUUACUGAAUUAAUUUAUAAAGAAUGACUGGUGAGGCGCAUUUAUCUUUUUAUUUUCAGGCAGCUUUAGAAAUGUUGUGACCUAUGAUUUCUCCUGAAAAGUAUUAUUUAAAGGAAGCACAAUGAAUUGGUGUGGGAAGAGGACAGUAUUUGUAUGCGAGAACAAAAGCAUUGUCAUAUCAUUGACUCUGCAGGGGACCAUUCAUCAUUUGCAUCAUCGCUGCGGACAAAGUAUUGAUUAUACAAACUUUACAUCAGUAAUUAGUAACACCCAGUGUUCCUAAAUCUUUUUUUAAUAUAUCGAUAUAGCUUCUAUGAUAUCACCUCUGUUUCAAACCAAAGGUCAAAUGACUGUCAAAGCAGCAGAGGUGAGACUUCAAACCUGAAGACUCGAGUUCUGCUGAUUCCCGAACUUCUGCAGUGAUUCCCUUCCUCUCAUUUUUAGUCAAAAGUUCAAGUUACUUACAUCUGAAUAUCAGUGCAUCUGUCUCUACCUGUGGACAUCAUGUCGCCUCAUCCCAUGCACCAAGCAUCUGUUUCUUUGUGGUUAUCAUUUCCGACUCCCUCAUCUUGUUGAAUGGCAUUACGAUCAACCAAUCCUGUCCGUUUCCUGUAUUAUCCAGUGUACAGUGCAACGGGUAUCUGGGAGAAUAAAAUCAAAGCAAACAACUGCAUGGAAUAAAUGCUGAUGUACUGUACCCAAA
Molecule: messenger RNA, 6257 nt
Organism: Platichthys flesus (European flounder)
Lineage: Eukaryota; Metazoa; Chordata; Actinopteri; Pleuronectiformes; Pleuronectidae
Gene: map3k13
Product: mitogen-activated protein kinase kinase kinase 13
Exons: 14
Coding region: 131-3163 (1010 amino acids)
Biological process (GO): protein autophosphorylation; JNK cascade
Molecular function (GO): ATP binding; JUN kinase kinase kinase activity
Source: RefSeq, a predicted model, not a curated record